GGGCAAUCACACGCCAGGCGGAUCCCGGCUCCUCCACACUCACACAGCGCGCUCCACCCGGGCCGGAGGAAGCGACGAUGCCUCCCAGGAGGUGACCACGGCUGAAUCCUUAGCCACAUUUUCCCUGAACAUGGAAUCCAAAUCUAUUCAUAUAGAAUAGAUUGAGCCUUUAAAAUGGGGUUUAUUUCCAAGCCGGCGACGAGGUGAGGCGAAAGCGGCGGCCGCGGUGGAAGCCCAAGAUAGAAAGCGCUUUAUUGAGAGGAGCAGGGAGGGAGGGAGGGAGACCGCGACGCUCUCCCGUCUAAGAGGAUAAAGGGAAAAGAAAAAAAAAGCGAAACUGAGCUAUAUUUAAGCGGGCUGUUUCGGGCCAGCCUCCCGUGCCACCAUGAGCAGCAGCGGGCCGGAUGAGAGCUCGGUGCGCGUCGCCCUGAGGAUUCGUCCUCAGCUGCCCAAAGAGAAGAUUGAGGGCUGUCACAUCUGUACGUAUGUGAUGCCAGGAGAACCCCAAGUGGUCCUGGGCAAGGACAAGGCCUUCACCUAUGAUUAUGUCUUCGAUAUGGACACCCAGCAGGAGACGAUCUACACCCACUGCACCGAGAGGCUCAUCGAGGGUUGCCUUGAGGGCUACAACGCCACAAUCUUUGCAUAUGGACAGACGGGUUCGGGGAAGACGUACACCAUGGGAACUGGCUUCGAUGUCAACAUUGGAGAGGACGAGCUGGGCAUCAUUCCCCGGGCCGUGAACCACCUGUUCAGAGGAAUCGAGGAGCGCAGACAGGCCGCCACUGAGCAGGGCAGGCCUGUUCCUGAAUUCAAGAUCAAUGCACAGUUCCUGGAGCUUUACAACGAGGAGGUGCUCGAUUUGUUCGACACGACUCGAGACCUCGAGGCCAGGAAGCAGAAAUCCAACAUCAAAAUCCACGAGGACGCCAACGGAGGCAUCUACACGGUGGGGGUCACCACCCGCACCGUCACCUCUGCAGCCGAGAUGAUUCAGUGUCUGAAGCUGGGCGCUCUGUCUCGCACCACCGCCAGCACCCAGAUGAACGUCCAGAGUUCACGCUCCCAUGCCAUCUUCACCAUCCACUUGUGCCAAGUGCGAGUCUGCUCCCCUGACAACAAUGAUAACGCGACGGAUAACCGUCUGGCUGACGACUCGGAGAUCGAUGAGUUUGAGACUCUGACGGCCAAGUUCCACUUUGUGGACCUGGCGGGUUCUGAGAGAUUAAAGAGAACUGGAGCUACAGGAGACAGAGCGAAAGAGGGCAUCUCCAUCAACUGUGGGCUGCUCGCCCUGGGAAAUGUCAUCAGUGCUCUUGGAGACAGGAGUAAGCGCUCCACUCACGUGCCUUACAGAGACUCCAAACUGACCCGGCUGUUACAGGACUCACUAGGUGGCAACAGUCAAACUGUGAUGAUCGCCUGCAUCAGCCCGUCAGACAGGGACUUCAUGGAAACCUUGAACACGCUAAAAUACGCCAACCGGGCCCGGAACAUCAAGAACAAGGUGAUGGUGAACCAGGAUAGGGCCAGCCAGCAGAUCAGCGCCCUGAGGACAGAGAUAGCACGACUGCAGAUGGAGCUGAUGGAGUACAAGACUGGAAAGCGCAUGGUGGGUGAGGACGGCAUGGAGGGCAUGAACGACCUGGUCCAUGAAAACUCCAUGUUGCAGACGGAGAAUAACAACCUGAGAGUGAGAGUGAAGGCCAUGCAGGAGACCAUUGAUGCCCAGAGAGCUCGACUCACUCAGAUCCUCAGUGACCAGGCAAACCAGGCUCUCGCCAAAGCAGGUGAAGGUAACGAAGAAAUCGGCAACAUGAUUCAGAACUACAUCAAAGAAAUCGAGGAGCUCAGAGCCAAACUUCUGGAGAGUGAGGCCGUGAGCGAGAACCUCAGGAAGAACCUGUCCCGGGCCUCCACUCGUUCCUCGCUGUACGGCGGCCCCGCCCUCCUCGCUCCAGGGAAGGAGGCCAGGGACGUCAUCGAGAUGGCCAAGAAAGACCUGGAGAAACUCAAGAAGAAGGAGAAAAAGAAGAAAAAGAGACUGAGGCAGUACGAAGAGAAUCACCAUCAUGAGCUUGAGGACGCCAGUGUUGUCAAAGAGGAGCUGCCGGACAACGAUCAGGAAAGAGGAAACGAGGAGGCAGAGGUGGAGGGCAGCGACCAUGAAGAGGGCGAGGAUGCUGAUGGAGAAGAAGAGGACUUUGAGAUGGCGGGAGAUGAGACAUCCGAGGAGUCUGACUCUGAAGAACUGGAUGAGAAAGAAAACGUUCAGGCCGACCUGGCCAACAUCACCUGUGAGAUCGCCAUCAAGCAGAAGCUGAUCGAUGAGUUGGAGAACAGCCAGCGGCGUCUGCACACUCUCAAACAGCAGUAUGAACAGAAGCUGAUGAUGCUGCAGAACAAGAUCAGAGACACGCAGCUGGAGAGGGACAAAGUGCUGCACAACAUGGGUUCAGUGGAGUCCGGUACGGAGGAAAAGGCCAAACGGAUCAAAGCUGAGUACGAGAGGAAGCUGACCUCCAUGAACAAAGAGCUGCAGAAGCUCCAGUCUGCCCAAAAGGAGCACGCACGCCUGCUGAAGAACCAGUCGCAGUACGAGAAGCAGCUCAAGAAACUCCAGCUGGAUGUGACCGAGAUGAAGAAAACCAAAGUGGCACUGAUGCGCCAGAUGAAGGAGCAGCAGGAGAGGAACAGGGCCACAGAGUGCAGGAGGAACAGAGAGAUAGCCUCGCUGAAAAAAGACCAGCGCAGAGCUGAGCACCAGGUGAGGCAGCUCGAGGCCCAGAAGAGACAGCAGGAGCUGAUCCUCCGUCGGAAGAAUGAAGAGGUGACCGCUCUUAGGCGCCAGGUGAGGCCCGUGUCCGGAAAGGUGAGCAGGAAAGUGAGCCUACCUGAACCUCCUCAGGAACCCUCUCAUAGAGCAGUCCCAGGACGGCUGCAGUCCUCUAGUGCAAGCUCUUCCAACGGAGCCAGGAGUUCCCCAGUGCGGAUGGGAAGUAUCUACCUCAACAGAUCAGCCAGGGCCAAGUGGCAGUCACUGGAGAGACGCAUCAAUGACAUCAUCAUGCAGAGGAUGACCAUCUCUAACAUGGAGACAGAUAUGAACCGACUACUGAAGCAACGUGAGGAGCUGACUAGGCGACGUGAGCGAGUGUCUAGGAAAAGAGAAAAAACGGCAGUAGACGGCGCGGACGCCGACCGCUCCCUGGCGUCUCUGAACGAGGAGCUGGAGUCCCUGAGCGCCAACAUCGACUACAUCAACGACAGCAUCGCCGACUGCCAGGCCAACAUCAUGCAGAUGGAGGAGGCUAAGGAGGAAGGAGACACCGUGGAUGCUGCUGCUGUCAUCAGUUCCUGUAACCUAUCUGAGUCCCGCUUCCUACUUGACCAUUUCAUGACUAUGGCCAUUAAUAAGGGUCUGCAGGCGGCUCAAAAGGACUCCCAGCUGAAGGUGAUGGAGGGUAGGCUGAAGCAGACGGAGAUCAACAGCGCCACGCAGAACCAGUUGCUCUUCCACAUGCUCAAGGAGAAAGCUGAGAUCAACCCGGAGCUGGACGCCUUGCUGGGCAGCGCUUUGCAAGAGUUAGGUUACCUGUCUCCAGAGAACGGAGAUGACAGCAGUAGUGAUGAAUCCACCCCCAGUCCAGCCACAGAGGGCAGCACACUGGCAUCAGAUUUAAUGAAGAUGUGUGGUGAAUCCAGACCAAGAAGCAAGGCUCGAAGGCGAACCACCACACAGAUGGAAUUGCUUUAUGCCAGCAGUGGAGAUUUGUCCUGUGAAUCCCCCACUGGAGACUUUUCAGCCCCUCUGCUGCCCCUCGCUGAGCGCCUGGAAGGACCGGCAGACAUGCAGGGUCAAGCGGUUGGUCAAACCGCUGACCGUGAGCAAACUGUUUCCCCAUCUGCGCUGUCUGCCAGGCCAGCUGCCAUUUCCAGAUCCAGAUCACCUACAGGAGCUGAGAGGAAACAACUGGAGCGCUCGCCGCUCAGCCGCAGGAAGAUGCACGAGAAAGGAGGCGUGGCGUCGCAGAUCCCAGGACCUGUACAUGCAGCUCCAGUUAGCACAGCGGAAACUAAAACCAAAGCCAGUGACUACAAAUCCCUGCUGGAGGACUCGACUGCGUUUGAAGGCCACAGGGGUGUCAUCAACCCUGUAACAAGCCCCAAGAACAGUCGGGGGGGCAAACUUCAGUGUGUUUAUGUAGCUGAGGGCCACACCAAGCCUGUUCUCUGUGUAGACGCCACUGAUGACCUGCUGUUUACAGGGUCUAAAGACCGGACAUGUAAGGUCUGGAACUUGGUGACAGGUCAGGAGAUCAUGUCUUUGGCUGAUCAUCCCAGCAGUGUCGUCUCAGUCAGGUACACUUCCAGCCUUGUCUUCACCGUUUCCACUGCUUACAUCAAAGUUUGGGACAUACGAGACUCUGCCAAGUGUAUCCGCACACUCACGUCAUCGGGACAGGUGGGCUCAGGAGACACCUGUUCUUCUGCUCGGAGUUUAUCCAUCCCACCUGGAGAGAGUCAGAUCAAUCAGAUUACUCUCAACCACACUGGCUCUUUCCUGUAUGCUGCUGCUGGCAAUGCUGUCCGCAUGUGGGAUCUCCGCAAAUUUGCAUCUACGGGGAAGCUGACCGGCCAUCUGGGGCCUGUUAUGUGUCUGACAGUCGAAAAGUUGGGCAGCGGGCAGGACCUGGUGCUCACCGGCUCCAAAGACCAUCAUAUUAAAAUGUUUGAGGUGACAGAGGGCGCUCAGGGUAGCAUCACCUCCUGCCAUACGUUUGACCCCGUCCAUCAGGACAGCGUGGAGUCUCUCACUGUGCAUGGAGACUUUUUCUACAGCAGCUCCAGAGACUAUUAUAUUAAAAAGUGGGACUUGGCCAGUAAGAAACUGUUACAGUCGGUCAAUGCCAAGGCAGACUGGGUUAGUGCUCUGGGCGUGGUGCCAGGCUCCCCGGUUCUGCUCAGUGGAUGCAGAGGAGGGCUGUUGCGCCUUUGGCACACUGACUCGCUUGCACCCCUCGGUGAGGUCCAAGGACACGACAGUCCGAUCAACGGCCUGGCUACUAACAGCAGCCAACUGUUCACUGCCUCUGAUGACCGAACUGUGAAGAUAUGGGAAGCCAAAGCAUCUCUGGAGGAUGGAUUUUAAUGACUGCUGGAUUUAAUGACACAGGAUUGCUCACUGGCCAUCAGUCAGUCAACAUGAAUUAUUUGCAAAGUUUCUAUAACAUCUUCGACUUGAGAAAUUACUGACUGGGAAACCCAGAGAGGGUCCCAAAUCAAUAGGUAUGGCAGGAUAGGCCCACAAUAACCUUAAAACAUCCCUGAUGCUUCACUUGGAAUAGUUUCAGGGAAAUCAUUCUUUCCAGCUGAGUAGCAUUACUGACAUUUUAGGUCAAAACAUCAUCCGUGAACCUCUCAAGCUCCUAUAGAACUGCUGCAGUGGCCAGCUCAUUUCAUAGCUGUGACUGUAAUAGAGUGAAAAGAAAAGUAUGGAUUUAUUGAUCCAGGAGUUUGUGGUGUAUUCAACAUUCCCUGUCAGUUCAACGCAAGACAACAUGGAUACUGUCUAUGCAUAUUAUUCAUUUUUGCCAGAGCUACUAAGAAAAAGGAAAACAGAUUAAAUUAUUUGCUUCAUUGCACCAAUUUUUCUUCAUCAAAACCAAGACUGCUGAAAACGUCUGUGUCCCAAGACAAGACACGGAAAUAUUUAAACUCCAGCAAUAACUGUCUUUUUGUUCACGUGAUGGGUGGUUUAUUGUGUCUUUCUGGCAUUGUUGUGCUGGUCUCUUUACGUAUGCAUGUGUUCUCAGUUACCAAGGACCAACUGAAGCUGCAUAUGGUCUUAAUAUUGAGCUGUUACUGCCAAGCCCAUCAGAUUAAAGUAGAGGCCUCAAAAUAAGGCAUACACCAUGCUCCUUUAACACGGUUCUUAUACAGUUUAAAUUUACCCAGGCUUAGUCAGGAUUAAGCUUUUAAAAAAAUAAGUAAAAUAAAGUGACAAUGUUGUAUCUCUAACAAACUGCAGGUAUCAUAGCUGAAUAGCACUAUUCCUACAUUACAUAUUGCCUUAAAAAGCAGAGAGUACUAUCUGCUGAAACAUUACCUUUGAAAAAGGCUACUUUGUCAUUAGACAUAACAGUGAAAGACAUUUCAAAACCCAUAAUAAUUCAAAGUGUAAUGUAAUAUUUUUAGAUAACUAUAUAAAUAUAUAAUUGUAUAAAUCUGAACAACAUCAAAUAAAGUUAACUUUCCUAGCUUAAAAGGCUAGUACCUGCUAGGCUAGUUAGCUUUUAGCUAGUUUAGCUGAUACUUUUCACGGUGACCAGAAAACAUAUCCUGCCCUGUCUUUCUGUAAGACAGCUGAAUUAUGAAACUACUUGAACAUUAAAUUAUAUUUGAAAUUUAAAAAACAGACGGAAAAAUAUGCUAGCUAGCUAGCAGCAAAUCUAUUAUUUAUCGCAUUUGCCCGCACAUUGAUUCUGCGUGUGGCAAAACACUUAAUUAAAUGUUAGAUUGUGAUCAUUUUUGAAUGUGCAUGGUAGCACAUUGCAACAGGUUUUUAAGAAAGAACUCCUCUGAGCAGGAUAACCAUUUAAGAACAGGUAAUAAUGAAGAUUUGUUCACAUUUCCAACUCAACAGCUUUUUCUGAUUAUAGUCGGCCAUCAGCUCGGUUUCUCAAUCCUCUGGUUGAUGCUUUUUUAUAAAGCAUCUCUUGGUCUUUUACUUUGUACUUCCCGUUAUUUUUACAUGUUAUGGUAAUCCACUGAGCGUAAUUCUCUCCCCGUCUUCGAUAGUUGUACGACACUUGCACAGCUGAAGCACUGCUCUGGCAGCAAGUGCUUUUAUGAAACAUUCUGAUUUACAGUCAGUGAUUGUAAACCAUUCAUCUUGAUAGACUCAAGCACCUUGUAAUUCCCAAGUCAUGUAAUACGGUAUGAGUUACAGUCUUGUGAAAGCAUUUCUUUUUCAAGUGUGUAUAUGUGCAUGUUUUUCCAACCAAAUUGUGUGGCAGUUUCUUGUAUAUUACUGUUUAUCUCUGCUGUUUUAGUACUUGUAAACUGCACAUGUGCUGCAGUUAAGCAUUUGAAAAGAACAUUCAGUCUGUUAAAUGUGUAAAAAUGCUACGACUAUUUAUUUGUUUUUUUUCUCUGAUUUUUCUGUUGUGUCCACUGAAAGUUUUUGAACUCUUUCCAUCUGAUACCUCUGUUAUCUUGCUGUUGUAGACGACUGACUCCAUAUACAGAGGUAUUAUCAGUGCCUGUAAUUAAUCCUGAACUGUAUGCAGUGACUGAGAAAUCACUACCUGAUAAAUGUUGGCUAUCCCUCAUUAAAAAGGUUAGGUAAACAUUUGCUCCUGAACUACUCUAUCACAAGUAUCUGUUAAAUAAAUUUGCUGCUCUUACUGGGAUAUAUGAGGUAGAAGUUGUUAGCAAAGGUAAAGUCAGUGGGACUCAGGUAAUUGCACUGAAAAAUCUUUUUAUUUUGUGAGUUGAAUUGACUUUCCUUCUGUCUCACAAGAAAGAGCUUAAAUCGAGUACAGAAAUCGGUUUUCAGUCCCAUUGACUAAAUAAUCCUCUAGAAACCAGAUGAGCUGUAAGUGUUAUCCCUCUAAUUGUAAUAUUAUAUUUUGAAAUGUGACUGUAAAUUUCUUCUUGUGUAAAUACGCCGUUUCAUUCCUGCUGAUUCUCUUGUGAACAAUUUUUAAGUGAUUAAGAUCGGUUGCAGCGUGGAAAUAAAUUUUAAUAUUUAAAAAAUUUUUGUUU
Messenger RNA from Haplochromis burtoni (Burton's mouthbrooder), 7770 nucleotides. RefSeq names its product kinesin-like protein KIF21A. The transcript is spliced from 37 exons. Gene Ontology annotation, molecular function: microtubule motor activity; microtubule binding; ATP binding. Gene Ontology annotation, biological process: microtubule-based movement; mitotic spindle organization. The record is from RefSeq and is a predicted model, not a curated record. The coding region runs from base 386 to 5152 and encodes 1588 amino acids. Lineage: Eukaryota; Metazoa; Chordata; Actinopteri; Cichliformes; Cichlidae.